AUGUUAGAAUCUCCACCUAUAAAAACUCAUUUACUCACAUUACCCUAUCUAGAAAACCCAGCAGGAGGAUCAUAUUUUUUUCAGGAACCGCAGAUGGCUUCGAAGCGGAUCUUGAAGGAGCUCAAGGAUCUUCAGAAGGAUCCUCCUACCUCUUGCAGCGCUGGCCCUGUUGCUGAGGACAUGUUUCAUUGGCAAGCCACGAUCAUGGGCCCUCCAGAUAGUCCUUAUACCGGUGGGGUUUUCCUAGUCACUAUCCAUUUUCCUCCAGAUUACCCUUUCAAACCUCCUAAGGUUGCUUUCAGGACAAAAGUUUUCCACCCAAAUAUUAACAGCAAUGGAAGCAUAUGCCUUGAUAUAUUGAAGGAGCAAUGGAGCCCUGCCCUAACUAUUUCCAAGGUGUUGCUUUCUAUUUGUUCGUUGUUGACGGACCCAAAUCCAGACGAUCCUCUGGUGCCCGAGAUUGCUCACAUGUACAAGACAGACAGGAACAAGUAUGAGACCACUGCAAGGAGCUGGACUCAGAAGUAUGCCAUGGGCUAA
Molecule: messenger RNA, 540 nt
Organism: Fraxinus pennsylvanica
Lineage: Eukaryota; Viridiplantae; Streptophyta; Magnoliopsida; Lamiales; Oleaceae
Source: the annotation of a GenBank genome assembly